Messenger RNA from Oryctolagus cuniculus (rabbit), 1909 nucleotides. Its product is annotated as EP300-interacting inhibitor of differentiation 2. Lineage: Eukaryota; Metazoa; Chordata; Mammalia; Lagomorpha; Leporidae. The record is from RefSeq and is a predicted model, not a curated record. Gene Ontology annotation, cellular component: nucleoplasm. Gene Ontology annotation, molecular function: transcription corepressor activity. Gene Ontology annotation, biological process: negative regulation of DNA-templated transcription.
UCUAUCUCUAUCUCUCUAUCUGUCACUCUGCCUUUCGAAUAAAUAAAUCUUUAGGAAGGAAUGAAGCAAUAAAGCCCCCCACCAUCUCCAUCUCCGUCGCCGGUUAAAGGCAGUAGAAGGAAGGGAUAGCAAUUUGACCCCCUCUGCCUCAAUGGAGGUUAUUGAAAUAAAACUUAACAUUUAGAAGGAAAAAGAAGAGGAGGAGGAGGAAGAGGGAGGGGGAGGGUUCUUGGCUUAAGUGAUAGAUGGAUGCUCCCUUUAUGAAAAAUCAUUCAGCUGUGUGUUAUAAUCUGGUGUUAUAGUGUACAAACAAGGUUUUGAAAAAGAAAUGUGCAAGAGUAGCGAAAGCAACUUUAACAUAACAAGAAGGGACUAGUAUCAUAAAGCUGUGGUACCUAGGACCAUGGGGAUGGGUCAAUGUAGGCGAAUGAACGGGAAAGAAUGAAAAAACAAAAACAAAAAUCCGGACUAUCCUGGUAUGUGAUACAGGAGGCAUCAUAGCCACGGAAGAGCAAAGAACUCAGGAAGACGCGUCCCAGGACGGAAGCUUGGAGUGCCUACAGCAAGCGCUCGCGUUAAGACUUUGUAAACGCGACACGGGUGGAAGCGAGAAAUGCCUGGACAGGAGAUGGCAGCUCUUUCCCGCUGCGUUGGCGCUCCCGACCGCUAGGCGGCAGCGGAGGCCCGCGGGCACCGCGCCACUACGCGUGCGCGCCGCUCUCGGGUCCGGCCGCGGAGCCGACGACGCUUGCGCACGCGUGGGUGCCCACGGCGUCUCCCCGUGCGCACUGCGCCCAUGCACACGGCGCGGUGCGCACGCCCCUCGUCGCGCGGUCGGGGAGCUCCGGCUGUGGUGCGAGCCGCCCCUGCCCCCCGACAUGUCCCGGCUGCCCGCAGAGUGCGGCGUCCCGCAGGCAGGUGCGGCGAGCGGCGUCCCGCGGGCGGAGGGAGGCGGCGGGAGGCGGCAGCCGGCGCAGCCUGAGGAGGCCCGGGAAGGCGCGAUGGCGGCGGCGGCGCGGGGAGGCCGGGCGGCUGCCGUCCGAGGAGGCCCCGCGGCGGCGGCGGCGGCCCGGGAGGCCCGCAUGGCGGAGGUGGCGCGGCUGCUAGGCGAGCCGCUGGACGACGAGGGCCCCGAGGGCAGGCCCCGGUCGCGGGCCGGCCCCGCGGGAGCGCUGGCCGCCCUGCCGUACCUGCGCCUCCGGCACCCGCUCAGCGUGCUGGGCGUCAACUACCAGCAGUUCCUCCGCCACUACCUGGAGAACUACCCGAUCGCGCCGGGCCGGAUCCAGGAGCUGGAGGAGCGCCGGCGGCGCUUCGUGGAGGCCUGCCGGGCGCGGGAGGCGGCCUUCGACGCCGAGUACCAGCGCAACCCCCAGAGGAUGGACUUCGACGUCUUGACGUUUACCAUAGCUCUGACUGCGUCCGAGGUGAUCAACCCCCUCAUCGAAGAACUGGGGUGCGACAAGUUUCUCAGCAGGGAGUAGUGGGGGUGCGGGGGCGCCGCUGCCGUCCCGCCUGCAGCCUGGAGUGCUAAAAAAAUAAAAUAAAAAGUUAAAAAGUGCAAGGGGAGAAGUCCGGGCGCGCUUGGAGAGCGAGGAAGCACCGGAGAGAGCAAGCGGCAUCGCCGGCCCGGGCAGGGUGCAAGGUGCACCCCCGCCCCCGCCCCCCGGCUCCGCCUCCGCGUGGCCCUCGACGGCUGGGACUCGGGGGUGGGUUGGGAGGACUGGAAGGAACUGCAGGGGUCGCGGGUGCUCGCUCCCCGGGUCCUGUUCUGCAGAAGCAUCUCGUGGGCGAGGGGUUCCGCGGCUCCAGCGCCGUUUCCAACGGCGAGCCAGGGAAGUCGUGUGCGUGUGUGUGUGUGUGUGUGUGUAUAUAUAUUACGUGAUAAAUUGUGUUUUCGGAAACACCA